Messenger RNA from Ceraceosorus guamensis, 809 nucleotides. RefSeq lists its product as hypothetical. The transcript has 2 exons. The record is from RefSeq and is a predicted model, not a curated record. The coding region runs from base 96 to 632 and encodes 178 amino acids. Lineage: Eukaryota; Fungi; Basidiomycota; Exobasidiomycetes; Ceraceosorales; Ceraceosoraceae.
CAUAUGAGCAGGAAGCAGAACCAGACGGGAUGGGGAGCAGAACAGGAGUGUGAUGAGCGGACACGACAGUGGAGAAGAGAAAGCUCGCUUCAAGAAUGUUGGGCACAUUCUCGAAGCCAUCAAGACGAGAACGGCCAAGCUGCCAGCGCGUCCAUCAUCCAAAAUAUUGCAGAUUUGUCAGCAAUCGAGAAGAGAGAAGCGCGCGCACUCGAGGUGGGGAAGAAGAGACAAUCUCAGCAUCACUUUCGCCCGACUUACGCGACAAAUGUGAUCCCAACACCCCAAAAGAAUGCGGGGCUUUCAGCUGCUUGUCGAAUGCUUCUCAACACGUCCCAAUUGGGUGUUCCGAGUGCGAGCACGCCCCAACAUGGUCCGAAGGGCCAGGACGUGGGAUAAGCAGCAGAUGCGUUCGUGUUGGAAAACCCUCCCCACCAGGUCGACUCUCUGGGUACCCAGUCCGACCAACCAGCUUGCCAGACGUGCAAGGCGUGCACAUCUCGAGAUAUGCGCCAAAGGAGGUGCCUGAGUGCGAGGCGAGGCAGAUAUGCGGUCAGCGGGCCGGAGGUGGCUUUGCACAUCGACGCUUCGGUGGAACUUACACGAGCAGCAACAACGCGAGGAGCACCAUAUGAAGAACGAUUCGCCAUUCCACCAGACUUCGAUAGUGCGAAAGAAGAGCGCUGAGGAAGUGCGACCAAAGCCGGAGAGAGGUCAGCGAGAUGUGGAAGUGUAGAGCAGUGACGAGGUAGCGGAAUGCGAUCGACGUCUAAUCGACUGGUGUCGACACUCACAGGAGCAGACCCAGAGCU